Messenger RNA from Candidozyma duobushaemuli, 1119 nucleotides. RefSeq names its product zinc-dependent alcohol dehydrogenase. The record is from RefSeq and is a predicted model, not a curated record. Bases 1 to 1119 code for a protein of 372 amino acids. NCBI's taxonomy places the organism in Eukaryota, Fungi, Ascomycota, Pichiomycetes, Serinales, Metschnikowiaceae. The transcript has a single exon. Gene Ontology annotation, molecular function: zinc ion binding; oxidoreductase activity.
AUGCUCCUCUCGUCUAUACGCUUUUCGGCCCGCACUGGGCCCGUUUGCAGCCAUUCCUUCGUUCGCUUCAAGACCUCCAUUCCUUGGUCCCAGAAAGCCGUUGUAUACGAAACACACGGUGGACCGUUGCUCUACAGAGACGUGCCGGUUCCAAAACCCAAACCCAACGAGUUGCUUGUGAACGUCAAGUACUCGGGUGUGUGCCACUCGGACUUGCACCUCUACAAGGGCGAGUGGCCGCUCAAUGUGAAAUUGCCCUUGAUAGGAGGCCACGAAGGCGCCGGAGAGGUGGUGGCUAUGGGAGAGGCGGUCAAGGGGUGGAAGAUUGGCGACUUGGCUGGUGUCAAGUGGCUCAAUUCCUCCUGCCAGCUGUGUGAAUUCUGUGUUUCUGGCCACGAGCCAGUGUGUCCUUCUCAGGUCAUUUCAGGAUGCCACCAGGACGGCACCUUCCAGCAGUACACCGUGGCUGACGCUAUCCAGGCUGCCAAGAUCCCUCAAGGCACGGAUUUGGCGGAGGUGGCUCCCAUUCUCUGUGCUGGACUCACAGCAUACAAGGCACUCAAGAGAACCGAGGCCAGACCAGGCAAUUGGAUCGCUGUCGUGGGUGCUGGCGGUGGUUUGGGCAGUUUGGCUGUUCAGUACGCUAAGGCCAUGGGUUUCAUGGUGUUGGGCAUUGACGGCGGCAAGGACAAGACUCAAUGGGCCAAGUCGUUGGGUGCACAUGAAGUGGUGGAUUUCACCAUGGUACCCGAUUUGCCCAAAACAGUCGUUGGCAUCACUGGAGGCGGCGCUCAUGGCGUGGUAAAUGUUUCUGCGUCACUGGCAGCUCUUCAGCAGUCGUUCUUUUACGUGAGACCUACGGGAACUGUGGUUUUGGUGGGUAUCCCCGGAAAAUCCACCGUCGAAUUACCUGUGCUUCCCACCGUUGGCAGAAAUUUGAAGAUUGUCGGGUCCUUGGUGGGAAACAGGAAGGACACACAAGAGGCAGUUGAGUUUUUCACCAGAGGGUUGGUGCAACUGCCUGUCAAGGUGGCUGGCUUGAGCGAGUUGCCUAGGAUUUUCGAGGAAAUGGAGAAGGGGAUUAUCAUGGGCAGGUAUUCUGUCGAUACGUCGAGAUAA